AUGGAACCAGAUGGCCCUUUGAUCAGUGGCAGAGACUUCUGUCCGGAUUCGGAUAUCGGUUCCAAGCUGAUCCAGUAUGCGGAUUUGCAUACGGAUCCUUGCACGGGUUUCACUUUGCUGUUCCCGUUGAAAAGCUACGGCGAGGAAGGAGUCGGCGGCAAGAUCCACCAGUCUCAUGCACCAUUAGCUGAUGACUUUGAGCUCAAGGUCAAGCUCCCGCGCGGUCACUUUACCUUCGCCGUGCAAGAGGCGAUGCUGUUCCCGACCUCCGCCAGCGAGUGCCCGACGCGAAGCCCAAUUCUAGCGCCAUCCAUGUCGGCAGCCACAUCUCGGAGCCACAUCUCGGAGCUUUUGGAGCUCUGGGUUUGCAUCGAACCCGCUCUGAAGUUGGGCCAGCGCAGUGUUGUCAUCCAGCUCGAUCUGGUGGUCGGCAGGGGAGCGAAGGAUGAUGCAUGCAUGGUACAUAUCUAG
This is a messenger RNA of Clonostachys rhizophaga, 471 nucleotides long. Lineage: Eukaryota; Fungi; Ascomycota; Sordariomycetes; Hypocreales; Bionectriaceae. The record is from the annotation of a GenBank genome assembly.